Messenger RNA from Helianthus annuus (common sunflower), 615 nucleotides. RefSeq lists its product as uncharacterized. The transcript is spliced from 4 exons. The coding region runs from base 214 to 600 and encodes 128 amino acids. The record is from RefSeq and is a predicted model, not a curated record. NCBI's taxonomy places the organism in Eukaryota, Viridiplantae, Streptophyta, Magnoliopsida, Asterales, Asteraceae.
GUGUUCUUUAUUUUCAGGGAGUUAGUGGGGUAGUGGACACUUAACUGCAUUUUUUGGUGCCUAUAUAAUACAAGUUCAGGUAGUGUAAUCUUCUGAAUUUUUUUCGCUCUUCCUGUAUUCAUACAGCAACACAUCUGCAGCAAUGGAUAUCUCGGAUGACUUCGUGGACAUUUAGAAGACGAUCAGCCUGCAAAGAAACUGGGUUUUGAUGCAAUGACACCGAAGAAGAAUCAAAUAUGCAGCCCAAUGAAAGAUUCUCCGAAGACGGACAGUGGAAGUGUAGAGAUCAUUUCAUAUGGACAGUAUUUUAGUCCAUUCAAAUCUGAAAUGCAUAGGGAGGUUAUUGAACAGUUUCAGAACAUAGAAAAACAAGCUAAAAGAAAGCAUGCGCUCCUAACUUGGAAAUGGGAUGAGGUCAUUGAUAUUACCCAAAGUGAAGAUUCGAAUGGUCAGAAAGAUGAUUCUAAGGCAAAACAACAAGAUGAUUUGGAGUCUGAGUUAAGUGAUACAGCAGACUCUUUGGAUAGUCCAUUGAAAAAAUCAAAGAUUCCACGUAUAACUAAAAAUUGCAACGAUCAUGUUGGAUGGGUUGAAUUUUAAGUUUACUCAGUUUAA